Molecule: messenger RNA, 2970 nt
Organism: Triplophysa rosa
Lineage: Eukaryota; Metazoa; Chordata; Actinopteri; Cypriniformes; Nemacheilidae
Gene: cog8
Product: component of oligomeric golgi complex 8
Exons: 5
Coding region: 9-1886 (625 amino acids)
Biological process (GO): intra-Golgi vesicle-mediated transport
Cellular component (GO): COG complex
Source: RefSeq, a predicted model, not a curated record
UUUCGAUCAUGGCUGCCGUAGACGUGGAAGAUGAGAGUAUCCUGGCGUCAAUCUUCAAAGACAGCUUUCCAGAGAACUGGAGGGAGAAUCCAGACUUCGCGGCGUAUUUGUCGGAGUUGAGCUCGUACGGCGUGGAGACAUUAAACCGCGAACCCGAGCGUCUUUCUGAGGAGAGAGCUCAGAUUCUCCAGCAGACCCGUGAACUGGCCUUCAGAAACUACAAGACCUUCAUCAGGACCGCAGACUGCACACAGCAGAUCUACGCUGACUUCAGCAAAGUGGAGAACAGCGUCUCGAAACUAUUGAACAAACUACCCAGCUUUGGAGAGAAAUGCAGGGGUUUCAUGAAAGCAGCGGAGGAGAUCAGCGUUAGCAGACGCAUGAACAGUCUCACACUGAAUCGACACACUGAGAUUCUGGAGAUCCUGGAGAUCCCUCAGCUGAUGGACACGUGCGUUCGGAACGGAUAUUAUGAAGAGGCUCUGGAGCUGGCAGCUUACGUCAAGAGACUGGAGAAGAAACACUCAUCACUGCCUGUCAUUCAGGGAAUCGUGCAAGAGGUUCGACUCUCUGCUCAACUUAUGCUGAACCAACUCCUCCAGCAACUGCGCAGCAAUUCGCAGCUCCCAGUGUGUCUGCGUGUGAUUGGCUAUCUGCGCAGAAUGGAUGUCUUCACCGAAGCCGAGCUGCGUGUCAAGUUCCUUCAAGCCCGCGGGAGCUGGCUGCGUUCCAUCCUCGCCGCCAUCCCAGACGACGACCCUUAUUUCCACAUCACCAAGACCAUCGAAACCUGCCGCGUGCAUCUCUUUGACAUCAUCACCCAGUAUCGCGCCAUCUUCUCCGACGAGGAUCCGUUGACCACGCCCGGAGGUCAGAUGUUGAACGAGAGCGCCAUCUUUCACGGCUGGGUGGUCCAACAGGCGGCGCAGUUCUUGGAGACUUUAGACCGAGAUCUCCAGCGUGGGGUGGGCAGUCGCUUGGACUCUCUUCUCGGUCAGUGCAUGUAUUUUGGCCUUUCCUUUAGCCGGGUGGGGGCGGAUUUCCGCGGCCAGCUCGCUCCCAUAUUUCAGCAGGUUGCCAUGGAUACGUUCCGCAAAGCUAUUCAGGAGGCUCUGGACAGGUUCCAAGAGGAUAUGAACUUGUACACUCUGAUUUCUUUCCCUUCAAUACUUGGAAGCGCUAUUCCACCGGUGGCUCCGAGCACCCAGCCGGGCACACUGCAGCCCCCCAUGGCCCUGCUGGACUUCCCACCGCUGGCCUGCUUCCUCAAUAACGUCCUCACGGCCUUUAAUGACUUAAGACUGUGCUGUCCUAUUGGACUCGCACAGGAAGUUAGCAGAUGUGUUGAGGAAGCCCUUAUCAAGGUGACCAAGCUGAUCCUGGUUUUCCACAGAGCCGAGGAAUCAGCCUUCAGCAGUCGAGAGCGAGAGUUAUUUGUACAGUUCUGUAGUACCUUUGCUGAAGAUAUGGUGCCUUUCCUGAACCGAUGUCUACAGGUUCUCUUUCCUCCCGCUCAGCUCGCGCUUACACUAGGUGUCCCUCCAGCGCAGGUUUAUAAGUACGGCAGUAUCGGCUGCAUCAAUGUGAACGCGGUUCUGGAACCACUGGAGUUUGUUCUGCCAGAGAAGGAGCCCGUGACAUCUGUUUUGGAUCUCUGCACUGACUUAAACAGCCUGUCUAAUCUUCCAUCAGUCAAACCUGAAGAAAGGUUUACAGAAGAGCCUGUUCCUUCUGAACAACAGAAGCAUGCAGAAGAGCCUGCAUUAACGCCAGAUGCUCAUCUUUCUCAAAAAGAGGACAUUUCAGUAGAAGAAUCUGACACUACUUUACAUGCUCAAGACUUUACGGAGGAUUUAUCCACAAAAGACAUAAAUGUUGAGGAAUAAAAAUAUGACGUGUUUUUAUUUGUGUUUCUUAAAUGUAUCUCUGGUUCUUGUGCAGUUUUGAUAAUAAUAACAACCAUCUAGACAAGCUUAACCCAGAGCUUUUUUUUAUCUUUAUCCGCCAAUUUAUUUGGUGAAGAUGAAAGCUACGUAAUUGAAUAUGAUUAUUAUUUAACUUGUGGAAAAAUAUAAAUUGAAUCAUGGGGUGCAUGCAUGUUUUCUGUGGGUCACUGAAAUAACCCCAAUAAGUGUUUGGGCACUGAAGCCACCUUUACUAUACAGAUGUCAAUGCAUUAGAUACAGUAAGAACAGAUAAAGGUAUAUAUUUUGCAAAUCCAUGGCACAGCAUACUUCUAAGCAAAACUACUUUUAACCAUAAAACAAUAAUAGACUGUUUAAAAAUAAUGACCAAAUGUUGACAUUCUGGUUGCCAAAUGUUAAUUCUUAAAGGGAUAGUUCACCCAAAAAUGACAAUUCUGUCAUCAUUUAGGCAAGGCAAGUUGUUUCAAACCUGUAUAAAUGUCUUUGUUUGGUUGAACACAGAGGAAUAUAUUUGAUACAAUGUUAGCAACUGAGAUGUCUGGGAAACCAUUGACUACCAUAGUUUUUUUAAAUAAUUUUUUUGUUAGAAAACAAACCAUUCUGGGGCACCUUUGACAACCGUUUUAAUAGUAGUCAAUGUUGACCCAGAAAUCUCAGUUGAGAACAUUCUUACAAAUACAUUUAUACAGGUUUGGAACAACUUGAGGUUGAGAAACUCAUGACAUUUUUGGGUGGACUAUCCCUUUAGAUAAUGUAAUGAACUAUACCUGUUUUACCUGCUCUGACUUCAGCGUUAAAAAUCAGAUGGUUAUAGGUACAUGCAAAACGUUGCACAAAAAGUAAAAUUCGUUUUGAGAAGGUCGCUACUUUGUUAUCUAACACAAUGUCAUUUGUACAUUUCUGAUUGUGGCAAUUGUCUAGGUCUACUCUGUCUGUAAUUUGACCUUUCUGCAUUGACGUUCAUGUCUGUUCUAUGCUUUUUGUUUUUUUCAUUAUCUGACUUUUGCCCGGCUGUUUUGGGAGAAGAAAUAUAACAAAGGUUUGU